AUGGCCCUGGAAAAGACCGAAGCGUUGUUGGUCACAGACAGACGUGGUUAUAAAUCCCCACAAAUCGUGAAAGACGAAUUCGAAGUCAAGUGGAGGAGACAGAUUAAGUACCUAGGUGUGGAAUUAAAUGGAAGGUUAAACAUCCAUCACCACAUGGCUACGGCGUUAAACAAGGCGAUAGAGUGUGCGGCUAAUUUAGCACGAGUGAUGCCAAACGUUGGAGGCCUCAGUGAGAAGAAGAUGAGACUAGUGGCAAGUGUCGCCCACGCUAAGUUUCUUUACACAGCACCAGCGUGGGCCCCCUCCCUGAGAACGAAUAGAUUAUCCACGAGUGCUGUGCAGGUCCUUGCAAGUGUCCCUCCAGCAGGUCUUUUGGCGCUUGAGAGGGAGGAAAUUAUCCUCCUUCUCAAAGAGGCAAAUUCUUCGGAAGAGAAAGAUCGACCCAGCAAGGACUGCAUCCGCGUCGAAGCAAGGCACAAGCUCGUCGAAAAAUGGCAUGAAAGAUGGGAUGUGGUGGUAAAACGUCGAUGGACAUAUCACCUUAUACCGACACUCGUCACCUGGUUAAGUAGGAACCAUGACAAGGAUCAAUUAAGGAUUAGACCAUGA
Messenger RNA from Leptopilina boulardi, 609 nucleotides. RefSeq lists its product as uncharacterized. NCBI's taxonomy places the organism in Eukaryota, Metazoa, Arthropoda, Insecta, Hymenoptera, Figitidae. The record is from RefSeq and is a predicted model, not a curated record. The coding region runs from base 1 to 609 and encodes 202 amino acids. The transcript is spliced from 3 exons.